GAAGUUGUUUCCAGGGUUUCCCCACUUCCUGCGAUGCAAGGUUGCAUAUUGUUGGGAAGAUUCAUGGCCUUAUACAGACAAAAUAGGCUCUUUAAAAUAUCCCAGUUGAAACAGAGUUGCGGACAGGUGCACGGAACAAAAUGAAUUAUAUGCCAGGAACAGCAAGCCUCAUCGAGGAUAUCGAUAAGAAGCACCUUGUUUUACUCCGAGACGGCAGAACGUUGAUUGGAUUUCUGAGAAGCAUCGACCAGUUUGCAAAUCUGGUUUUACAUCAAACCGUGGAAAGAAUACACGUCGGCAAGAAAUAUGGCGACAUUCCAAGAGGAAUAUUCAUAGUCCGUGGAGAGAACGUCGUUCUUCUGGGAGAGAUCGACCUGGAGAAGGAGUGUGACACCGUUUUAAAGCAAGUGUCCAUUGAAGAGAUCCUGGAGGAACAGCGAGCACAGCAGCAAGCCAAGCUGGAGGCAGAGAAAGCCAAGCUGCAGGCGCUGAAAGAGAGAGGACUGUCGGUUCCCAGGGCAGACGUAUUGGAUGAAUACUGAUACAGACUACGCACUUUUUUCUUUUUUGCAAUGAAUUUCCGCUUCAGCUGACAUUCGGACAAACCUUUUGGUUGACGCCGGGAAUCUAAAGACGAUGAUUAAUCGUUUUAUUUUUAUUGUGUGCUCAUGUUGCAUUUAAAUUUGAAUGGGAAGUAUAUUUAAACCACAAUUAUUUUGGUACAUUUUGACGUCUGGAGCCAUGUUAGGACCUAAGGUCUUGACAAAAAGCACUUGUCUUUGCAGGUUUAGUUUAGCUAAUUGCAUUGUUUCUUUGCUGAAAAUAAUGAGCUUGAUUUAUAGUGAUAUUAUUAUUUUAAAUGCUCUCAGAAGAUGACUUGAUGGCUUAUUUUAGUUGGUGCUUAUAUGGAAAAAGAUGAAUCAAGUAAAUCACUGGAACAAUUUUCGUUCUAUUAAAUUCUUCUUUUUUUAUUGUU
Molecule: messenger RNA, 976 nt
Organism: Conger conger (European conger)
Lineage: Eukaryota; Metazoa; Chordata; Actinopteri; Anguilliformes; Congridae
Product: U6 snRNA-associated Sm-like protein LSm1
Exons: 4
Coding region: 141-542 (133 amino acids)
Biological process (GO): deadenylation-dependent decapping of nuclear-transcribed mRNA
Cellular component (GO): Lsm1-7-Pat1 complex; P-body
Molecular function (GO): RNA cap binding
Source: RefSeq, a predicted model, not a curated record